Saccostrea cuccullata (small rock oyster) is the source of this 848-nucleotide messenger RNA. RefSeq lists its product as uncharacterized. The transcript is spliced from 3 exons. Bases 57 to 572 code for a protein of 171 amino acids. The record is from RefSeq and is a predicted model, not a curated record. Lineage: Eukaryota; Metazoa; Mollusca; Bivalvia; Ostreida; Ostreidae.
UAGAUUUAUGUUUGUUUUUAAUAAUAACUGUAACCAUUUCAGAAUGUCCUCAAAAAAUGCAUGGGGAAAAUUGUGUUCAUCCCUGUAGUUCAAAUUGUGCUAAAGGCAACUGUGAUAGAUUUAAUGGAAGUUGUUCAGAAGGAUGUAAAAAGCCAUAUAUUGGUAAAAUGUGUAACAAAAGAAAAGGUACUCUUUUUACGCUGACCCUCCGUUAUAAAAGUAUGCCUUCAAAACCACUUGUUUUUGGCGGGAUUUUUGGAGCAUGUGCCUCUUUUCUCAUCCUUUUAACAGUUACAGUUUUAUUAAUACGAAGAGGAAUUUUUCGAAACUGCAUAAGCAGGAGAAGACACUCCCAGACGUAUGUUUCCACCACAGAAACGUUACAGACAACGAUCGAAACAUUACAAACAUCGAAGGAUGAUUCGCAUAACUACCAAGCACUGCAUUCCUCCAAUGACGAAGGGAACUAUGUUUCUAUUGAAUCACCUAAAAAUGAUUCACACACUUACCAAGAGUUACGUGUCCCCAAGGAUAAUGAAAGUUAUGUUAUUAUGAAACUAGAAACAAAUUAAAAACAUUUUUAUCACGCUUCAGCAUCAUUGGAUUUCAUUUAUACUUUUAGAAAAAAGGAAAAUAAACAUUCGAAAAUUGAGGUUAUUAAACACAUGAAUUAGAUACUUGUUAUAUCUCAAUCGUGUUUUUCAAUGCUUUGCAUGUAUGUACAUGUAUGUAUGUAUUAUAAUUGAGUUUUUUUUUUUAUAAAGCUCCUUGUUGAUUCUGAUAGUGCUUUCAAUUGUUGGGUCUAUUUAAACUUUUAUAAGUUAGCAGCUAAUGUAUUUUUCAUUUAG